Pteropus alecto (black flying fox) is the source of this 3869-nucleotide messenger RNA. It is a transcript of the gene YES1, whose product is annotated as YES proto-oncogene 1, Src family tyrosine kinase. The record is from RefSeq and is a predicted model, not a curated record. Lineage: Eukaryota; Metazoa; Chordata; Mammalia; Chiroptera; Pteropodidae. Gene Ontology annotation, cellular component: extrinsic component of cytoplasmic side of plasma membrane. Gene Ontology annotation, biological process: protein phosphorylation; cell differentiation; cell surface receptor protein tyrosine kinase signaling pathway. The transcript is spliced from 12 exons. Gene Ontology annotation, molecular function: ATP binding; signaling receptor binding; non-membrane spanning protein tyrosine kinase activity. The coding region runs from base 144 to 1769 and encodes 541 amino acids.
UCCAGUCCUUCCCGGUUCCGCCGAAGUCCGACUGAAGGUCCUAGGAUUGUUGAGACACCCACCACCCGUGUCUUUAAGGUCGUGUGGGCCACCCAGCGAGGCAGGGGCGAGGUUUAUUUUGUCUCGCACCCCGAAAUUUGAUAAUGGGCUGCAUUAAAAGUAAAGAGAACAAAAGUCCAACCAUUAAACAUAGAACAGAAAACACUACAGAACCUGUCAAUACAAGUGUCACCCAUUAUGGAGCAGAACACACUGCAGCGACACCGACAUCUACAGCAAAGGGAACAUCUAUUAAUUUUAACAGUCUUUCCAUGACACCAUUUGGAGGAUCCUCAGGGGUGACACCUUUUGGAGGAGCAUCUUCCUCAUUCUCAGUGGUGCCAAGUUCAUUUCCUGCUGGUUUAACAGGUGGUGUAACUAUAUUCGUGGCCUUAUAUGAUUAUGAAGCUAGAACUACAGAAGACCUUUCAUUUAAGAAGGGUGAAAGAUUUCAAAUAAUUAACAAUACGGAAGGAGACUGGUGGGAAGCAAGAUCAAUUGCUACAGGAAAGAAUGGUUAUAUCCCCAGCAAUUAUGUAGCCCCUGCAGAUUCCAUUCAGGCAGAAGAAUGGUAUUUUGGCAAAAUGGGGAGAAAAGAUGCUGAAAGAUUACUUCUGAAUCCUGGGAAUCAACGAGGUAUUUUCUUAGUACGAGAGAGUGAAACUACUAAAGGUGCUUUUUCCCUCUCUAUUCGUGAUUGGGAUGAAGUAAGAGGUGACAAUGUGAAACACUACAAAAUAAGGAAACUUGACAAUGGUGGAUACUAUAUCACAACCAGAGCACAAUUUGAUACUCUGCAGAAAUUGGUAAAACAUUACACAGAACACGCUGAUGGUUUAUGUCAUAAGUUAACAACUGUGUGUCCAACUGUGAAACCGCAGACUCAAGGUCUAGCAAAAGAUGCUUGGGAAAUCCCUCGGGAAUCUUUGCGACUAGAAGUUAAGCUAGGACAAGGAUGUUUUGGUGAAGUAUGGAUGGGAACAUGGAACGGAACCACAAAAGUUGCGAUCAAAACACUAAAACCAGGUACAAUGAUGCCAGACGCUUUUCUUCAAGAGGCUCAGAUAAUGAAAAAAUUAAGACAUGACAAACUUGUCCCACUAUAUGCUGUUGUUUCUGAAGAGCCAAUUUACAUUGUCACUGAAUUUAUGUCAAAAGGGAGCUUAUUAGAUUUCCUGAAGGAGGGAGAUGGAAAGUAUUUGAAGCUCCCACAACUGGUUGAUAUGGCUGCUCAGAUUGCUGAUGGUAUGGCAUAUAUUGAAAGAAUGAACUAUAUUCACCGAGAUCUUCGGGCUGCCAAUAUUCUCGUAGGAGAAAAUCUUGUGUGCAAAAUAGCAGAUUUUGGUUUAGCAAGGUUAAUUGAAGACAAUGAAUAUACGGCAAGACAAGGGGCAAAAUUUCCAAUCAAAUGGACAGCUCCUGAGGCUGCACUAUAUGGUCGAUUUACAAUAAAGUCUGAUGUGUGGUCAUUUGGAAUUCUACAGACAGAACUGGUAACAAAGGGCAGAGUGCCAUAUCCAGGUAUGGUAAACCGUGAAGUGCUGGAACAGGUGGAACGAGGAUACAGGAUGCCUUGCCCUCAGGGCUGUCCUGAAUCCCUGCAUGAAUUGAUGAAUCUUUGUUGGAAGAAAGAUCCUGAUGAAAGACCAACAUUUGAAUAUAUCCAGUCCUUCUUAGAAGACUACUUCACUGCUACAGAGCCACAGUAUCAGCCAGGAGAAAAUUUAUAAUUCAAGUAGCCUACCUUAUAUGCACAAAACUGCCAAAAUGUAAAAAACUUAUGUAGACUUCCUCACUUAUUUACAGGAAUCAAAAGAAGAAAAUCUUCACUCUGCAUGUUUUUAAUGGUAAACUGGAAUUCCAGAUAUGGUUGCACAACACCACUUUUUUUUUCCCAAAUGUUAAACUCUAAAGUACCAAUGAUGAAUUUUCCAACUUAUUUCGGGGUCCAAAGAAAGUAUAGCUAAGAUAUUGAUGACAGUGUGAGUGAUAGCAUAUGACAAUGAAGAGCAACAAGGCUACUGUUUGUAAAUCACUUUAUUUCUUUUAUUCCCCAAACUCAGAAUUGUUAAGAGAAAAUUAUUUCUCAUUAUAGACAAAACUCGGAAGAUAAAAACUGUUAUACCGUAGUAAAAUCUAAAAUAAGCUAACUUCAUGGGACCAAAAAUUUCAUUCCAUUUCUAAAAUUUUCUUGUAUUCAUUAUUUUCAAAAGUUUUUUAUAAGUUGAACAGUUAACAUGCAAUCUUAGUAUAUGCCUCCUUUGCAUGGAAAUGAGUGAGGUUUCUAGAAGCAAAAAGGAAUAUAAACAACAUCUAAAACUUGAUUAAAUGUUAAAUGACAGUGGUGGGAUUUGAAAGUAUAAUGCACUAUGUCAACACUCAAAUUCAUGGAACUGGAAAGUAGAGGAAGAAAUUUUUCACUUUAAUCAUUUUCUGAAUAGCUCAGUUUAGAAUAAUGAAGGAACUAGAAAGUGAGUUAAUCUUUUAUAAGGUUGCAUUGAUUUUUUUAAAGGCAAUCUAUAAUUGAAAUUGUUAUCCAAUCCAAGGGGAAAAAGUCCUAGCAUUUAAAUAGUCCUUUUUAAAAAAUAGACUGGUAAUAUGAGAUGUUGCUAAAUAUGUGCUUAUAGUGAUGGGUGCCUCAAAUAUAAAAUAUCACUAGGUCAGGGACUUGAAUGCACUUUUGCUCUUAUUGCAUAUAGACUAACAGAGAGGAAAAUGUAUUUAAAAGAAAUAUGAGAAAAUGAAAUGUGAAAGUUUUACAGAUAGAGGGAAUGUUAUGUUUAAUGUCGAUGUUAUGGAAUGACAAAAUGGCUUUGCUGGCACUCAAAGCUGCUCACUUUUUUUGUGAGAUUUUAAGAGUUAUAAGGUAUGUCUAUAAGACUAAUCGUAUGAUAAUCACUAAAUAAAUGAUAGUCUCAAAAUAACUAAGUUAAGGCUUCCCAGUAAUACCAGUGAUACAGCUUUUAUGCAAAACAUUUUUAAAAGUCCAGUGUGAUGAAUUUUUCCCUUUUAGAAUUUAGUUGAUUUGAAGAGGAAAACUUAUUCAGAAUAAGAACAAUGGUAAAAGUGGAGUGGGGGUGGGGGCAGUUUUUAUCCAUUUAAAGUGCAGAAGUAAACAUACAAAAAAGACUGAUUUUUAUGAUUAACUCAGAAAGAAAUUCCAAAAUAGGAAUUUGAAUAGCAGCAUUACUGGCUUAAGGAUCUAGCAAAGGAACUGAAUCUGACAAAAGUCUGAUAUUUAUGUUUUUAAAUACUCUUUUAUAGUCAUACUUUAAAUAAAGCAAUACAUCAGAUCCCCAUAUUUUAGAAAUAUAAUUUUUAACCAUUAUCUGUUAACUGAUUUAAUCAUCAAAUUUAAAGUUCCAUGCCAUAGUAUCUACGUUGAAAUUCAGAUCAUUUUAAAAUGUGACAGUUGAACUUCAUGUAGUUGGCAACAGUUCUGGUACUAAAAAUUGUGGUGGUUUCUUAUGUUUACAUAACCUGCAUAGUAUUGAAUCCCUCUUUCAAGAGGAUCUUCCUACGAAGACUGCCGUCAUCAUUUACCCUUAACAUCUGCAACCUGUGAUAUCAGAUUUUUAAAGGGCUUCAUGUGAACUAUGAUAUAAUUCUUCUAGCAUUUAAUAAAGGAUAAUAAAAUUAUAUGUUUAUGUACUAAUUCUAUUCAGAAAAAUAAGCCAGGAAAAGUUGAUGGUAUUAGGUUUUAACUGAAUGGAGCUGUUCCGUAUAUGAAUUGUAUAGUGAGGAAAUAACACUAACUCAAUGUGUAUUCAGUUUAAAUGGUUAUGUAUUUUUAAAUUGCCAAAAAAAAUAAACAACUUUGUACAUUUGAA